Molecule: messenger RNA, 3279 nt
Organism: Melospiza melodia melodia
Lineage: Eukaryota; Metazoa; Chordata; Aves; Passeriformes; Passerellidae
Gene: GALNT1
Product: polypeptide N-acetylgalactosaminyltransferase 1
Exons: 13
Coding region: 384-2063 (559 amino acids)
Biological process (GO): protein O-linked glycosylation
Cellular component (GO): Golgi apparatus
Molecular function (GO): polypeptide N-acetylgalactosaminyltransferase activity
Source: RefSeq, a predicted model, not a curated record
GAAGGUGCAGAGGGUGUCUGCCAGCUCGCAGCAGUCAACACACAACUCUUUGUUGAUAGUCCCACUGGAGGCAAGCAUGUCUGGAUUGAUGCUCUGUGCUCCUACUUAAAGCUGAUGACAGCCUUAAGACCUUUCUGGUGGAAUACCUCUUUUGCUUCCUACGUCCAUGUUGGAAUGGCCUAGGCCAGUCUGUUGCUGUACGGUUCCUGCUACAGGUGCUCUGCAGCAAUGGGUCAGGAUUUUGCCACCAGUGCUGCUGGACCAUCCAGAUGGCUGUAAACCUGCAGAGGAGAUAUAGAACAUUGUCUCUCAAACUGGAUUAAAAAAACCCUGUUGACAUUUUUAUUUAUACUUUUUUAUUUUUGUAUUUGACUUAAAGUGCCAUGAAAAAAUUUGCAUAUUGCAAGGUGGUCCUUGCCACCUCUUUGGUUUGGGUCCUUCUGGAUAUGUUUCUAUUGCUGUACUUCAGUGAAUGCAAUAAAUGUGAUGAGAAAAAGGAACGAGGCCUGCCAGCUGGAGAUGUUCCAGAACCCAUGCAAAAACCUCAUGAAGGACCUGGAGAGAUGGGGAAGCCUGUGGUCAUUCCAAAAGAGGAGCAAGAGAAAAUGAAAGAAAUGUUUAAAAUAAAUCAAUUUAAUUUAAUGGCAAGUGAAAUGAUUGCACUCAACAGAUCUUUACCUGAUGUCAGGUUAGAAGGGUGUAAGACGAAGGUGUACGCAGACAACCUUCCCACGACGAGCGUGGUGAUCGUGUUCCACAACGAGGCGUGGAGCACGCUGCUGCGCACGGUGCACAGCGUCAUCAACCGCUCCCCGCGGCACAUGCUCGAGGAGAUCGUGCUCGUCGACGACGCCAGCGAGAGAGACUUCUUGAAAAGACCACUGGAGAGUUAUGUGAAAAAAUUAAAAGUACCUGUUCAUGUGAUUCGAAUGGAACAGCGUUCUGGAUUGAUCAGAGCAAGAUUAAAGGGGGCUGCUGCUUCUAAAGGCCAGGUCAUCACCUUCCUAGAUGCUCAUUGUGAAUGUACAGUAGGCUGGCUUGAACCUCUGCUGGCAAGGAUCAAAGCUGACAGGAGGACAGUAGUGUGUCCCAUCAUUGAUGUAAUCAGUGAUGACACCUUCGAAUAUAUGGCAGGUUCUGACAUGACCUACGGUGGAUUCAACUGGAAGCUGAAUUUUCGUUGGUACCCUGUUCCUCAGAGAGAGAUGGACCGACGGAAAGGAGACCGAACCCUCCCCGUUAGGACACCUACAAUGGCAGGAGGCCUUUUUUCAAUAGACAGAGAUUACUUUCAGGAAAUUGGAACAUAUGAUGCUGGAAUGGAUAUUUGGGGUGGAGAAAACUUAGAAAUUUCCUUCAGGAUCUGGCAGUGUGGUGGCACUUUGGAAAUUGUAACUUGUUCACAUGUUGGGCAUGUGUUCAGGAAAGCAACACCAUACACUUUCCCAGGAGGUACAGGGCAGAUAAUCAACAAAAAUAACAGGCGGCUUGCAGAAGUCUGGAUGGAUGAAUUCAAAAACUUUUUCUACAUUAUUUCCCCAGGAGUUACUAAAGUUGAUUAUGGGGACAUAUCGUCACGACUUGGGCUAAGGCGCAAGCUCCAGUGCAAGCCUUUCUCCUGGUACCUGGAGAAUGUUUAUCCUGAUUCCCAAAUCCCACGCCAUUACUUUUCUCUGGGAGAGAUAAGAAAUGUGGAGACAAAUCAAUGUCUGGAUAACAUGGCAAGAAAAGAAAAUGAGAAAGUUGGAAUCUUUAACUGCCAUGGAAUGGGUGGCAAUCAGGUUUUCUCAUAUACUGCCAACAAAGAAAUUCGAACAGAUGAUUUGUGUUUAGAUGUAUCCAAACUUAACGGCCCAGUCACGAUGCUCAAGUGCCACCAUCUAAAAGGAAACCAGCUUUGGGAAUAUGAUCCAGUGAAACUAACCCUGUUGCAUGUGAACAGUAACCAGUGCCUGGACAAAGCCACGGAAGAGGACAGCCAGGUACCCAGCAUCAGAGACUGCACGGGCAGCCGCUCGCAGCAGUGGCUGCUCCGCAACGUCACCCUUCCAGAAAUAUUCUGAGAGGUUCUCGAGAAGAGCAAGGAUUGACUGGGCUACCUCGGCUGAUUCUUUGGCUACGCUGUCAAGUAGCAACAGGAGAAACUUCUGCUCGGCAGAAUCCACAGCUCCUCAGCUGUUAGAACUCCUGCAGCUUCUCAGUAUCUGUGAACCAGCCUUCCUGUAUAAGGAUGUGAAACUACCACACAUAGCAGUGAAACUGUGCCCACUGAUGUUUACAAGAUCGAAAGAGUUUCUUCCAGCAAAUAAUUUAGAGAACAUUUGGACAGUGGAAACAUAAUCAAUGAAAUAGUCUCUCUGAAGAGCUGCAUAUCGUUUUAGUUUGCUUGCACAUCAGUAACCUCUGCUGAAAGUGCUGUUGUAAUGAAGAAAGUUUCAAGAAUUCUUUUUUUCCUGGUUAGCAGUGGUAACCAGACUACUAAGUAUAGAUCCACAAAUAAAUGAGAGAGCUGCAAACCAGAUUCAGUAUCAUGACAUAAGAAUUCUGUGGUUUAAAAGCAAAAAGUAAACAGGGUUUAAUGAAGCUAAAUCAGAACUAUGAAAAGUACAAUUUGUUAUAGUGAAGUAUCAAAUUUAUAUGUAGAUUUUAUACCUCAGUGGGGGAAAAUAACCAAGUCAAAAGGCAAUUGUUUCUCUUUUUCAAUUGUGUGAUAGUCCAUAAAUACUUUUUUUUGUCCUGGUGAGUCUAAAAUUAUUUUGGGCGCAAACAAAAUGAGCAUAAGAAUAAAUUGAGCUCUUGAAUGUCAGAUCCACUUUCCUUUUAAUUUUAAUUUCUUGGCUGUUGGAAUUGUAUCUUUUUAUUACUGUCUGAAAACUGGAGGUUAACAUGCUGUCUAACUCUUUUUUUUUUUCCAGACCUGCCAUUUCAAUUUAUACUUGGGUCAGUCAGCUUAUGGACUUUCAUGGCCAAACAAAAGAUUUAAGUACACUUUGAGAUUAAGUUAACUUCAGUAUGCUUUAGCGCCCAAGACUUCUACUACUGUACUACAGUUUUGUUUUCAUAGCAAUAAAUCUUUUGUUCCUCGUUUGAUUUCAGUCAUCAGAAAGCCAGAAGAAAAGACACAUGAUUUGGGUAGAAGAUUGGCAAAACUGAAGGUUUUCUGGAAUCCUUUUUCACUUCAUAUUCAGAUGUGCUUCAUUGUCAAGUGCAUAUUUAGAUUAGACUCUGAAUUGUAAUGUUGAUCUGCUGCUUUUUUCUAAUAAAACCUAAAGAAAAAUA